Molecule: messenger RNA, 1110 nt
Organism: Rhododendron vialii
Lineage: Eukaryota; Viridiplantae; Streptophyta; Magnoliopsida; Ericales; Ericaceae
Exons: 2
Coding region: 335-814 (159 amino acids)
Source: RefSeq, a predicted model, not a curated record
UUCGAGAGGAAAAAAAGUGGCAACUGCAGCUACGAAAGUAGUUUGGGAUGCACAGUCCAAAGAGUGCUUCAUCCAAGCAUGUGUAGAAGAGUUGGGAGGUGCUGGGUACAAAGAAGGAACCCAACUUACCAAGGUUGGGUGGGCCAAUGUUCUUAAGAAAUAUAAUGAACAAAGGGGAAAAGAUUAUGACAGAAGCCAACUGAAGAAUCAAUAGGGUGUUCUGAAAAAGGAGUGGCAGCUAUGGCAACACUUGGUUUUAGGUGAAAGCGGACUAAGUAGGGAUCCAGACACGGGUGCUAUUACAGCAUCAGAGGAGUGGUGGGAUCUCAAGCUGAUGCGCCAUCCUGAGUGCAUCAAGUUCAGGGAAAAGCCUUUGCCACUUGAGGAGGAAAUGCGCAUCCUUUUUGGUACCAACACAACUAUUGGUGAGCAUAUGCACACACCUAGUUUAGGCUCAAUUCCAGCUGCCCCGAAAAAGCGUACUAUAAAUUUGGAGGUGGACGACAUUGAUGCAUUGUUGGAUAAUGAUGCUGAGAUUCAAGAGUUGGUGCACCCACUGGAAGAUGUCUCCAAAAAGAGGCGUGUUGAUGGAUCGACUACGAAGAAAGGCAAAGGCAAACAGGGUACCAUGGGCUCAAGACUUGAAGCUUGCAUGCAACAAAUCUGCGACUCAACUGAUAGUGCAAGUUCUCCCUCCUCCGUCCACUGUUCUGCCCCUAACAUUCCAACGAUAAAAGAAUGCAGUGAGAAGCUAUUGCUACUCCUUGAGUUUGACACAGAUCCAACAUUGUGGGCAAAAGCCCAUAACCUUUAGAGAUGCUAGGACCCGAACGCUUUUCAUGACUUGCCAGGAUGAAAUUUGGAGGUACCACUUCAUAACCCAAGAAUUGCAAAGGGUGGAAACAACAGAGUUGCAGAAAAUGGGUGGUGGCAAUUGGUUCAACAAUCGGUAAGUUUAUGGCUGGCGACAUCAGUUCAUGUCUUGCCCUCUUUCAAGUGCUGUUUACUAGACUUACGUGUUUUAAUUGUGUGGUUUUCGAUGAGACUUUAACUAGACUUGUAUGACUGUGUUUGCAACACUUUUUCCUGUUUUUCUGCACUUUAAUUUGG